Molecule: messenger RNA, 2916 nt
Organism: Mirounga angustirostris (Northern elephant seal)
Lineage: Eukaryota; Metazoa; Chordata; Mammalia; Carnivora; Phocidae
Gene: GEM
Product: GTP binding protein overexpressed in skeletal muscle
Exons: 5
Coding region: 896-1828 (310 amino acids)
Biological process (GO): negative regulation of high voltage-gated calcium channel activity
Cellular component (GO): plasma membrane
Molecular function (GO): GTP binding; calcium channel regulator activity; GTPase activity
Source: RefSeq, a predicted model, not a curated record
AGUUCAGUUCAGUAGGAAGGUCACCUCCUCCUGCAGACUCUGUGGUCAGAGGGCAGCCCUCGCUUGAUACGUCAUGCUUUUGUUGUUCGAAUGCCAGCCGGCCAACUGAGGCACGGCUUAAUGAGAUUGAAAAACCGACGGUCAUCCCCGUUAGUGGCCGGCGUGCUGGGGUGUGGAGUGUGGGUGUGAGUUUGGGAAGAGGAGUGUGCAUUUCUCACUCUCACGAAUGAUCUUGCUUAUGAAAAAUGAGAAGGCUUCUGCUUUAUGUCAAGUAGCCCGAGAGAACAAACCUCCGUGCAAGGGGAUGGAGGCUUGCAAAGGGAAAGUUGGAGCAAAGUUGUUCCAUGGCAUUUAGGAGGGUCUUUGGCCUUCUGAUUUUCCUCAGGAAGGUUGAAGAACUCUCGGAGUGGACGUGGUUUAGUGAGAGUGAAGCAUUUUCUCUGCCAAUUUGAUAGGUCCGAACGUGAGCAGGUCAUUUCCCUGCGGGAACAACAGGGCUUGGGGCUGGGAUUUUUGAAACAUGAUGUCUGUGGGCAAGAGGGCAGAGCUGAGGCAUGAACCUCAGACAGAAAUUCUUUUUUGCCCCCAAAUAAUAGCUUAUUCGGGCAGCUGGAGAGCAUCAGGGCAACUUUACUAAACAUGGAAGUUCCAAUAAGUGCUUGUCCAGUGCAGCCAGAGGGAGUGAGGUCAUUGCCACGUGUUUGCCACCCAGGCACGGAAGCCCGCUGGACGCUGGUGCAAUGAAGAGCCAUGUUUAGACAAGAGCAGCUAACCUGGCCGGCCGGUCCCCAGCUCCAUUAACUUGUUGCUUUUCGAGCCCUCUCCGAAGGCUGCUGGUUUGCUCGGGCUGCCCGUGUGUCAGUGCCGAGUGGGCUUCCUGAAGGCUCGCUCAAGGAUGGAGGAAGCAGGGGGGCAGUGGGUGUUGUUCACGGACCCAGCGAUGACCCUGAACAAUGUCGCCAUGCGCCAGGGCACUGUGGGCAUGCGGCCGCAGCAGCGCUGGAGUAUCCCGGCUGACGGCAGGCACCUGAUGGUCCAGAAGGAGCCCCACCAGUGCAGUCAGCGCAGCCGCCACUCCGCUGGCCCCGAGGACCACUGCCGCCGGAGCUGGUCCUCUGACUCCACAGACUCCGUCAUCUCCUCUGAGUCGGGGAGCACCUACUACCGGGUGGUGCUCAUAGGGGAGCAGGGGGUGGGCAAGUCCACUCUGGCCAACAUUUUUGCAGGUGUACAUGACAGCAUGGACAGCGACUGCGAGGUGCUGGGAGAAGAUACGUACGAGCGAACACUGAUUGUUGAUGGGGAGAGUGCAACAAUUAUACUCCUGGACAUGUGGGAAAAUAAGGGGGAGAAUGAAUGGCUCCAGGACCACUGCAUGCAAGUCGGGGAUGCCUACCUGAUUGUCUACUCCAUCACAGACCAUGCCAGCUUCGAGAAGGCAUCUGAGCUGCGGAUCCAGCUCCGCAGGGCCCGGCAGACUGAGGACAUUCCUAUCAUUUUGGUGGGCAACAAAAGUGACCUGGUGCGGUGCCGGGAAGUGUCUGUAUCAGAAGGGAGAGCGUGUGCUGUGGUGUUUGAUUGCAAGUUCAUCGAGACGUCAGCGGCCGUCCAGCACAACGUGAAGGAGUUGUUUGAGGGCAUUGUGCGGCAGGUCCGCCUCCGGCGGGACAGCAAGGAAAAGAACGAGCGGCGUCUGGCCUACCAGAAAAGGAGGGAGAGCAUCCCCAGGAAAGCCCGGCGCUUCUGGGGCAAGAUUGUGGCUAAAAACAACAAGAAUAUGGCCUUCAAGCUCAAGUCCAAAUCCUGCCAUGACCUCUCUGUGCUCUAGGCCCCCAGAGUCACCCCAGAUGUCCCCCUAUGGACAUCGUUGAACACCAUUGGGACCGAUAAUCUAUAUUAGAUUGGAUCCUUAAGUAUUAUUAGAUAAGGUUUCCCCCAUUGUAGCUGGGAAUUAGCUUGUUAGCCUCAAGGGCAGCAUCAUGCAUGGGAAACGAAAGAUCUUUGUAAAAUCAGUAUUUAUUUACAGGAAAAGCCUGACCUUGCUACCUGAACACCCAAGACUCAUCAGAGGAUGUGUUUGGGGUUCACAUGUGUUUGCUCUCUCCUCUGGAUAGUAGAGAAUUGAAGCCUACAAAAGAAUGCUCAGAACAAGAACUUUUUGUUAUUAAAAUGUCACCCAGUGUUCCGAUACAUGAAUUUGAGGCCAGUGGGCCAUAGACAAACACAGGAAAGCUGUCAAAGGAUUUAUCCAAAGGAGGGAGAAUUUCUUUCUCUGUACCUUAUAUUUGUGGAGCUAGGAUUGUAGAACCAGGCUCAUCAUAAUCAUGACUAUUAUUGCUCCAUCAAGCUGUGAAAAGAAAUGAUGGACCUUCCUGGAAACUAAAGCUUAGUGAACAAUUUUUGUUCCAUGCCCAUAGUUGGGGAUCCAGAAAUUUGUAGAAUUGGGAACUGAUAGGGGUACCACUUAAGGGAUCAAAAAUCAUAUCUUGGCUUUUGUGUCUUAAAUUUUUUGUUGAGGGGAAAAUUACUUAAAUUCUACUUAGUCAAACCAUCUUUUGUGUUUUCAUUGUUUUUAAGGUCUUGGGGCCAUCAUGAAUAUAUUUUAAAAAUCUGAAUUAUUGAUAACCUGGAGUGCAAAAUGCCUAAUUUUGAAAUAUAAUCAGAGGUCUGAAUUUUUAUAAAACACAAAACAAAUACUUCAGUAUUUUGGGUUGACCCUUAUAUGCCACAGCUCUGCUCUAUUUAUUGUUAUUUUGCAAAAUAAUAACCAUUUUAACAUUUGAUAAAGCAUAUUUAUGAACAUAUUUCUUAAUAGGAAAAGUGUCCAUUUUAUUACCAUUUUCUAUCUUUUUCAGAAUAUGCAAGUUUUUACCUAUAUAUCUUACAAUAAAAGAAAUAAAAUCUUUGGGAAAAAAA